CAAAAAGUUCCUUUGUCAUUCAUUCCUUCUCACCUUUCUUUUUCUUCCUACCCUUGUAAAGUACACGUUGAGAAGUUUGGGGAGAAAAUCCAAUGUGGCAAAGGCGGAUAAGAAGAUCUUCUUUGAGAGAAUCUAUCAAAGCCCUUGAAGUUGAUAUUCAUCAUGCCAACAACUUGAUGGCUGGUCUUCCAAGAGAGAUAGCUGGAGAUUGUGUACAAAUAAAGUUAUCUCUAAGCCCAUUAGCUCCAUUUUUGGUAUAUCUGUUAGAAUGGAUGGAUUGCAGCUGUUUGGAUGCCUUUCUCAGUUUUCUUGGAGUUUUUAACAUCCUUGUCUACAAGGUAUAUGUUGAUGGAAUGCCGAUAGCACGCCCAGAAGAAAGGAAAGCUACUCUUCGAGAAUUCUAUUGCAUUAUAUAUCCAAUGCUGAAGCAAAUUGAAGGGAAUAUGAUAGAGUUGAUGGAAGACAAGCUUAAAAACUGUGAUUCUGAGCAUAACAAAAUGGUUUGUAGAGAUUCAGACACAGAAGACGAAUGUGGAAUAUGUAUGGAAAUGGACACCAAAGUGGCAUUACCAAUUUGUGGCCACUCUAUGUGCAUUACCUGUUUCAAUGAAUGGUAUGUUAGAUCUCGGUCGUGCCCUUUUUGUCGAGGCAGCCUAAAACGGGUGAGUUCAUCGGAUUUAUGGGUUUUGACUAGCAACUCGGAUGUGGUGGAUGCUUUUACUCUUGCUAAAGACAAUCUAACACGACUUUACUCAUACAUCGACAAGCUGCCGCUUUUAGUAUCAGACGAUAGCUUGUUGAUAUACAAUUAUUAUCUUGUUUGAGUUGUGUCGAUUAAGAUUGCCGAAAACCUCAUGUAUAUAAUGUAAAUUAAGCAGCAUCAAUGUUAUAAAUAUAAAUAUAAACUUUAUGUUAAACUGCUGAGGGAACUGCAAACGUGGUCCCAUGAAGG
Striga asiatica is the source of this 952-nucleotide messenger RNA. NCBI's taxonomy places the organism in Eukaryota, Viridiplantae, Streptophyta, Magnoliopsida, Lamiales, Orobanchaceae. The record is from the annotation of a GenBank genome assembly.